AUGAACGGUGACUCGGAAAAUUCUCACCAGCAUGGUAGAAAAAAGCGAAGUCCGGAAACCUUGCCGCACCUGGAUAAUGGCACACAUGGAUAUGAUCAUCCAUUCUAUGUGCAUGCCCCACCUACACCCUUUCCAUCUGCGCCAUCUGGUUGGGAAGAGUUUCAUUCCAAGUUGACCACGUUGACCACCGAGGUUAUUAGCAAAGUAUCGUCGGAAGUGCAAAAACAACUUGAAUUGUUUGCGAGUGAAAUUAGAACGAACACGAAUUCUGAUGACACGGGUGGUUCGUCGACAAUUGAAACUGCGAAAGAGAAAGAUGAAAGGGUGAACGAAUCAACAGAAUUUGAAAAGUUGCAAGAUCUGUUCCUUCAAGAAUUACUAAAUUAUCGUCAAGAAAUAUGUUCAACCCAUGAUGAACUACUGUCGCGAUAUGAGAAAUUGCAAACGCAACACCUUGAGCUUCAAGCCGAACUUAAAGCCGGUCAUCGGGAAAAUCAAGGUGAGGUUCAACGGACAAGCUCCAUCCAGCAUCGUCACGCCGAACUUCAGAAUAUGCAUCAAAACUUGCAAGCACAAUAUCAGCAGGAGCUUGGUCAAAUAGACGAAUUGCAAUUGCGCAUUCAACAGUUGCUUUCCGAUAAUGCCAAGAUCCAAGAACGACAACAACAAUUUCAUAAUGACAUAACACUUUCUCAAACUCUUCAACGUCACAUCGAUGAGAUAGACGUCGAUCUCAGAGAGUUACGCGCCAAGAACGCACAGUUAACCUCCGAAAAUAACAAAUUUUCAGACGAAAACAAAGCCUUGAAUUCGUCGAUUAACGAUAUGAGCUUGCGGAUAAAAAAGAAUGAUAGCCUGAUUAGCGAUCUUAAAGAUGAGGUUUUCACAACUAAAGAAAAUUUUCGUGACUUGCAGAAUAAUAAUAGGAUGCUUUACGAAGAAAAUCAGAAAUUACAGCAGAAAAAUGAUGUAUUGUCGUCUUCCGACAACAAUAAUAAAAAGAAUAUUUCAGAUCUUAACCUGAAACUUCGUGAGUCUCAGAUAGAAAUUGAUUCAUUGAAAUUCAAAAUUCACGACCUUGAGCGUAAUAGUGAUGAUUUCAAGAAUAAAGAAAAUAGCUGGCGAUCCCGAUUGCAAGAGGUCGAACGAGAAGCAGGUGAACUUCGUGCUCAGAAAAUUCAACUUGAAGAAAAACGAAAUGAGCUCGAAGCGCAAAAAAACUACCAAAGUCGAGAACUGGAAAAUUUAAACAAGGAAGUUAAACGACUUGCGACGGAAAAUUCCGAUCUUGAUAAGAAAUGUAAAGAAAGUCAUAAGGAUCUUUUGGACACCCGUGUUUCCAUAGAUGUUCUAGAGCAAAGGUUGAAAAUGCGCGAUAAUGAAUCGAACGAACUUGUUCAAAUGCGCAAUCAUGUAAAGGAACUAGAAAAACAAGUCACAGAUCUCGAAAAUAAUUGUUUGAAGAUAAAUGAAUUGGAAAGUCAACUGGAACGAUCAAAAAACCGUAAUCGCGAUUUGGAGACUCAGCUUCAAAAGAGUCUCAUGGAUUUCGAAAGUCAUACUUCUAUGCUUGAACAGAAGCAAAAGGAUCUCGAUUCUAAAAGGCAGCAGGAGAACGAAGCCCAAAAAUCGGAAUCCGCGAGAUUGCUAAAGCUCUGCACUGAUUUGCGACAAGAAAAUGAAGAAUUUCGUCUACGUUCUCAGGAGUUGGAUGCUACUAAAAUGGAGUUGCAGCGACUUCAGGAAGUGAGUAACAACAGUAUGCAUAACAACGAAUUAGAAUUGAAACAGGCACGUGCGGAUAUAAUAGAAUUAAGGAGUCGCCUACAUGACUUAGAAGUUGAAAAGGACAGGUUGAUUAAGGAAAAUGGCAUUCUGCGAAAUAGUGCGGUUGUCGCAAAUAAUACAUAUGUGUCUCAUGCGGAUACGCCUAAUAAAGAACUCGAGGAACAUUCAACUUACGAACAAUACCCUCAACAGGUAUUCGGUCAACAUCACGCGGGGCAUAACUUUAUGCCCAGUCUACAGCCGCACCUAGCUGCUACGACCAAUAGUGUUCGUUUUCCCCCAGUGCAACAGGCGCAUACUCAAUCUACUCAUCAACUAACCGCCCUUGUUCCAUCAUCACCGACGACAACAACGCAGGGUCAACCUAUUUUAGACCAACACACACAUGGAAUGCCACAUCCAUAUCAGACCCCGAUUAACCCAUAUAAAACGCAAAGUUCAACACCUCGAGUCAAGCUGCCCCAACCGAGCAACCAAACGUCACAGGAAACGCAAAGUUCAAAUCAACAACGGGAGCAUCAUCAAGUUAAGGUUCAGCCUCCGCAAAUAUCGCUACUACCACAGAUGCCACCUCAAUCCAGAGGUCCAGCCCAACCGCAAAUUCAAUCACAAAUGCCGUCCCAACAAAUUCUACCCCAAUUGCAAGAGGUUCUACCCCAACCGCCGUCUUCCCAAUCACAAAUUCCACCCCAAUCGCAAAUGCCACCCGAUGCGAAACAUGAAAAGAAUCAAGAUCCAUCGCGAAAUCAAUCGCGUAAUCAAUCGCAAUUGAAUUCCAAACAAGACAAGGGUCAUAGCCGAAACAACUCGUUAAGUGCGAAUGGCAAGAAACACAAGAAAAAUGCUGGCAACAAGCGGAACAAAAGCGAAAGUCGUGGUCAAAAUCCACCGCAGACUUCUUGGAAUAAUGGAGAACUACACGACACUACUUGGUGGGAAUAG
Messenger RNA from Acaulospora colombiana, 2730 nucleotides. NCBI's taxonomy places the organism in Eukaryota, Fungi, Glomeromycota, Glomeromycetes, Diversisporales, Acaulosporaceae. The record is from the annotation of a GenBank genome assembly.